Molecule: messenger RNA, 411 nt
Organism: Camelus dromedarius (Arabian camel)
Lineage: Eukaryota; Metazoa; Chordata; Mammalia; Artiodactyla; Camelidae
Product: histone H3.3A-like
Exons: 2
Coding region: 1-411 (136 amino acids)
Cellular component (GO): nucleosome; nucleus
Molecular function (GO): DNA binding; structural constituent of chromatin; protein heterodimerization activity
Source: RefSeq, a predicted model, not a curated record
AUGGAGGUGUUCGCAGCCGCCGCCGCGCCGCUGUCGCUCUCCAACGCCAGCGCUGCCUCUAGAUUGCCGAGCUCCAACCGAAGGAGAAGGAGGACCGCCCGCAAAGCACCGAGGAAGAACCUGGCUACAAAAGCCUCUCGCAAGAGUGCGCCCUCUACUGGAGGGGUGAAGAAACCUCAUCGUUACAGGCCUGGUACCGUGGCACUCCGUGAAAUUAGACGUUAUCAGAAGUCCACUGAACUUCUGAUUCGCAAACUUCCCUUCCAGCGUCUGGUGCGGGGAAUUGCUCAGGACUUCAAAACAGAUCUGCGCUUCCAGAGUGCAGCUCUUGGUGCUUUGCAGGCGGCAAGUAAGGCCUGUCUGGCCUUUUUGAAGACACCAACCUGUGUGCUAUCCAUGCCAAAAGUGUAA